UAUUUUUUGUUGACACUUCAAUAUUUUUGUUUAAUUUAAUGUUAUUAUUUUUGGAAAACGUAUUUAUGUUGAUACCGUCGUGCAAAAUUAAAAGUUUUAUUAGUGAUGAUUAUGUUAAGCAAUUCUAUCUUCCUGCAAUUCAUACAAACUCGCGGCAUUAAAUACUCACUGGGAAAUUUGCACGCGCCCAAAACAAGUUUCUCCGCUGAAUUGCAGAAAACUCUCCACUCGGAGCAUAACUUUGCGAGUAUUCACAAACUCUCCAAGCUUGUCAAACGGCAUUGCCGGUGGCAUCGACGGCAUGAUCAAAGCAAGCGUAGCUACUUUAACUAUUUGCUUUUGGAUCCACGCAUAACUAGGGGUUUAAGGCUGCGAGCCAAAUGUAUGCAUCCACUUGAUGUGUGGCUUACAUUCCUGCGAGCAAUUUUCUAUGUUGGCAAAGGGAAAGCAGCACGUCCUUAUGCACACUUGCGGCAGGCGAAGAAAGUGCUGCAUGCGACCAACUCACAUGUACUGGCCAAGGAUCCCAAGCUGGCACUAAUUGUACAUCUUUGGCAACAGCAACGGGGUGUUUUAUUGUUGCGUGGGUUUCAUGGCAUUUCAUCGAAUGAUGCGCACAGUCGAGAGGCGGCCAUAAUCGAAGCACUGGGCAUGAAUCAUUUGACAAAUAGACGUUUGGGAGUUUACUUCGGUCCAUCGCUUUGCAAGUUUUCCAGCAAACAGCGAAAGCAAUUCGGUGUAGCAUUACUCCAUAGACUGCUAUCGAUGUACAUGAAGAUCGAAGAGUGCGAGCUUCAGCCGGAACUAGUGAAAAAAUCAAUCAGUCAUACUCAGUCAUAAUGUAGAUCAAUUACUUGUAAAUAAGACAAAAUCUUUUAUAU
Drosophila nasuta is the source of this 881-nucleotide messenger RNA. RefSeq names its product ankyrin repeat and LEM domain-containing protein 1. Bases 106 to 840 code for a protein of 244 amino acids. Gene Ontology annotation, biological process: resolution of meiotic recombination intermediates; double-strand break repair via homologous recombination. Lineage: Eukaryota; Metazoa; Arthropoda; Insecta; Diptera; Drosophilidae. Gene Ontology annotation, molecular function: DNA endonuclease activity. The record is from RefSeq and is a predicted model, not a curated record. Gene Ontology annotation, cellular component: cytoplasm; nucleoplasm. The transcript has a single exon.